AUGCUGGUCGUCGGAUUGCUCGCAGAGGGCAGCGGUGGUGCAAAAGCGCUUCAACAGUUGGGGGUGCACUACAGUGAGGCAAAGAGGGAGUUGGAGUUGAUGGUCGGUCGUGGCAGUGGUGGAAAGGCUGAAGAGAUUCCUUUUACAACCUCUGCAAAACAAGUGCUGGAGGAUUCGGUGAUUUGUGCGCAGGAACGAGAAAUGGCGCAAGUGAGCACUUGCCAUUUGCUUCGGGCUUUGUUGCGCCAGGAAAACAGCAAUGGCUGCAAACUUCUUGGCAAAGUCCUAGCAACGGAUAGCCUUCAGGUGCUCCGCGAAAGGAUCAUGACCGCGUUGAUCCAAGUGGAGUGCAACGAGACCGGUGACAAGGCUCCUCCUGGUGCCACACGAGCCAGCUCUGUUGAAGAUGAAGUGGAUCUGACACAGACGUUGAAGUUCGGCACAGAUCUUACGCAAGCUGCGAGAGAGGGACGCUUAGAUCCUUUGGUGGGUCGCAACGACGAGCUGCAGCGUACCAUCCGCAUCCUGGGCAGAAGGACGAAGAACAACCCAGUCCUCAUUGGGGAGGCUGGAGUUGGCAAGACCUCUAUCGCGCUGGGACUUGCACAGCUGAUUGCAGAGGGCAAGGUUCCACUGAACUUACAGGACUCAUAUGUGGGUGGCUUGUAG
This is a messenger RNA of Durusdinium trenchii, 669 nucleotides long. Lineage: Eukaryota; Dinophyceae; Suessiales; Symbiodiniaceae. The record is from the annotation of a GenBank genome assembly.